CAACCGUCCAUUCAUUUAACCUAGGAAUGUAUCUAUCGUUUCCUUUGAGAACAGAGACAGUCGCUCUUCACCCUUGAACAGAGACAGUCGCUCUUCAUCCUUGCUCACAGAUCGACAAACCCAUCUAGAAAUCCAUCCGUGUGCAUAUAUCGCCCUUAAGGUAUGAUUGUGUUUCUCAAAUAUGAUUUUUCUGUGACAAUCGUAUAUAUGCCUUUAUGUUCUUCUAUUUAAUUUUUGUGGGCGUGAGCUAUUAGUGUGAAUAUGAGCUGGUAUAAGAGAUUGAUACGAGUUGAUUGUGUGGAGUAAUUGUAGGAGUUGACGAAGAUAGGUUACCUAGAAUAGUUAUCUGAUUUGUUUCUCCAUAUCCUCUGUCUCUCCAUUUUCCUUCUUAACCUAUUCUGUUUAAUGUUGAUAAUUUUUUAUUGUUUUCUGUGGAAUUCAUUCUAAGCCAUGAUCUUUACUUGAUUUGAUUAUGUUGAGUAGUCAAUGAAGGGAUGAUGGAAGGAUUGAACAUUAUUCGUAUAUAUGUCUUUGUGUUUCUCUUGCCUGCUUGUUUUGUUUAUUUUAGACUGUUUAGUAUAACAAGUACAUAUAUACCAAAUAUCAAAAUUGUUUUGAACAUUAGCUUUUCUGUUUAUUGUUUUUAUAGUAGUGUUUAGGCUUUAUUAUAUAUACUUAUAUGUAUUAUAAUGCAGUGAUGGCUCGUAUGAUGCGAAAGAACAACUUGGUUGUUGCAUUGUCCCUUUGGAACCAAAUUCUUUCUUCGAUUGACCUAAUUUUCUAUCUUUUUUGUAUUGCAACAUCACUCCAUAUCAGAAGACCAAGAGAUAGGUCUUAUGUAUUGGAUUUUGCAUUUCAAAGGGAACACCUUAAAAAUCUAGUUUACGAAAGUGACAAUACAUGCAUUGCACAACUAAGAAUGAAUAGGGAGACUUUUGGAAAUUUGUGUUCUAUGUUAGAGAAUUUAGGAGGUCUAAAACCAACAAAAAACAUGUUGGUAGAUGAACAAGUUGCAAUUUUUUUGCACAUCCUGUCUCAACAUGUGAAGAAUAGGGUUAUUCAAUUUAGAUUUAAGAGGUCUAGUGAGACGAUUAGUAGGUAUUUUAAGAGGGUUUUGGAUGCUGUCAUUUGUCUACAUGGAGAGCUAUUAAAAAAGCCUGUACCUGUGCUACCAAACUCAACAGAUUCAAAAUGGAAAUGGUUUCAGAAUUGUUUGGGUGCUUUAGAUGAAACAUAUAUCAAGGUAAGGGUACCGGUAGAGGAUAAAGCUAGAUACCGCAAUCGUAAAGGUGAAAUUGCGACUAAUGUCCUUGGUGUGUGUGGACCCGAUAUGAAUUUUAUCUAUGUUCUCCCUGGUUGGGAGGGUUCUGCAGCCGAUGGUAGGGUGCUUCGUGAUGCUGUGAGCAGACCCAAUGGUUUAAAAGUACCACACGCUAUGUCUAAAAAAGCAAAAGUACAACAUAUGUGGACUGAAGAUGAGGAUACUAUCCUUGUCAAUGCUUUGCUGGAUAUUUACAAUGUUGGAACUUACAAUGCUGAUAAUGGGUUUAAGACUGGAUACUUGGGUGCUUUGGAGAAAGCCAUAAAAGAUAAGAUACCUGAAACAGAUAUCAAGGCCAAGCCUCACAUUGAGUCAAGGCUAAAAACAUUGAAGAAAGACUUCUCAAUAGUUUAUGACAUGGUGUAUGGCCCCAACACUAGUGGAUUUGGUUGGGAUCCCAUAAAUAGGUGUAUUGUUGCUGAAGCUCCUGUUUGGGAGGAGUAUAUAAAGGGUCACAAAAGGGCAGCUAACUUCAGAAAUAAGGAGAUCCCCCAUUUUGAAGCACUAUGCACCAUUUAUGGUAAAGAUAGGGCCAAUGGAAGAAAUGCCCAAGAUCCUUCAGAUGUGGUUGAAGACAUAAGAGCUGAAGAGGCAUUACACUAUGAUGAUGAUACUGGGUAUGUACCUGAUGUGUCUUGGUUUAAUGAGAUGCAAGGAAUGGAUGUCUCAAUGUCCGCUGCUAGGGCUGGUGCCUCUCAUUCACCAGGGGGAAUGUCAGCGACUCAAGGAGAUACAAAUGCUUUUCCAAGUGAUUUUGGCAUGCAAAGUGAUGGAAACUCAACUAGGAACAAGAAAAGGAAACCCAAUAACAAUACAAAUGUUAUUGACGCGAUAAGAGAGGUUGCUGAUGCAUUGGGAAAGCAGAUAGUGAAGGCCACUCAUGAGCUUAGUGAGGCAAUUGGCACUGAGAAGAGAUCAGAGGAUAGAAGAGAUAAGUUCUUUGAUGAACUACGUACUUUGGAGGGGCUAUCCAGCCAUGAACGUUUCACAGCUGGAAUUAAGAUGGGAGGGGAUAAGACACUGGUGUCAAUGUUCUUUAGUCUGCCUAUUGAAGAAAGAGGAGCAUUUGUUAAGAGUUGCAUUGAGAUGCUGUGAUAAAAUGCUUUUGUGUGGUGAUGUUAUGAGAUUAUUAUGGUGAUAAACUGCUUUUUGUUGUGAUUUUAUGAGAGCAGUGUGUUCUUUAACAUUAUCACUAGAAACAUGUUAUUUUGUGAAGGAUUAUCUAUUUUUAGAAAUGAAUGUGUUCUUGGCUAUGGCCAAGUGACUCAGUUUAUGAAC
Molecule: messenger RNA, 2599 nt
Organism: Tripterygium wilfordii
Lineage: Eukaryota; Viridiplantae; Streptophyta; Magnoliopsida; Celastrales; Celastraceae
Exons: 5
Coding region: 680-2416 (578 amino acids)
Source: RefSeq, a predicted model, not a curated record